This is a messenger RNA of Sphaerodactylus townsendi, 2788 nucleotides long. It is a transcript of the gene GATA1, whose product is annotated as GATA binding protein 1. The record is from RefSeq and is a predicted model, not a curated record. The transcript has 7 exons. Gene Ontology annotation, molecular function: zinc ion binding; DNA-binding transcription factor activity, RNA polymerase II-specific; RNA polymerase II cis-regulatory region sequence-specific DNA binding. Lineage: Eukaryota; Metazoa; Chordata; Lepidosauria; Squamata; Sphaerodactylidae. Bases 326 to 1489 code for a protein of 387 amino acids. Gene Ontology annotation, biological process: negative regulation of transcription by RNA polymerase II; positive regulation of transcription by RNA polymerase II; cell fate commitment.
UCUGCCACCAAGACAGUCUGGGACCUCGUAAGAGGACUCCUUGGUGGCAGAUCGACAGAGAGGAGCGGCAAGCAGGGAGAAACUUUCUCCGGUACGGAUCUAGCCCUUUCUCCCAGACACCUGGGCUUCGUGGACCCCGGCACGUUCCAAAAAGAGGCCAAGGUUUGUGUCCAGUGCCAGAUGGGGCAAGAUUUGCUGCAGCAGACGGAGGUUGCAAUCUUUGACAUGCUUGCCUGGGAGUAAGUCCUCGUGACCCCAAGGAGUCUUGCUCAGGAUUACACAGCAACACAGGCAGGCUCGCCGGAGAGGCUCCUGAGCUUGGGCAAUGGAUUACUCGGCCAUGGGGGAGCAGGAACCUGCCCCCCAUUAUUUGGAGCCUUCUCCCUUGCAAGCCAGUGAGGAUCCAGAGCUCUUCUUCGCGGGAUCGGAGGGUGUGGAGUCUGGGGCUGGGCCCUCAUAUUUCUCUCGGAUGUCUGAACCGUACAGAAGUUCUCCAGUGCGCCAGUUGUAUCCAGUUCUCAAUGGUUUGCCCUGGGUGGAUGGACACCCUUACAGCACCGCAGCGUGGGCUUCUAGCUCAUCUGGGAAACCUCCCGCCGGACUUCCGAUCUACACAUCUGCUUCUGUGUCAUACCCGCCUCUCCAAGGCCCUCCUUCGCCCCAGGAGGUGACCCCCGAAGAGAAGGGGAGCCCCAGGUUCUUGGAGAUGUUGAAGACGGAGAGGAUGAGUCCCACGCACACGGAGCUGCAGCCGCUGGGGAGUUCAACUGAAGCGGUCCAUGCCCCUUACAUGAUGGGGCAGGAGUACAGAUACUUCCAACCUGCUAGCAGCCCUCUGACAGCUGGAUACUCUCCCAAAUUGCGAGGGCCAAUGCAGCUGUCCCCCAACGAGGCACGUGAGUGUGUGAACUGCGGGGCCACAGCCACGCCACUGUGGCGAAGAGAUGGCACCGGCCACUAUCUCUGUAAUGCUUGUGGAUUGUAUCACAAGAUGAAUGGGCAGAACCGGCCCCUCAUCCGGCCCAAGAAGCGCCUGAUUGUCAGCAAGCGGGCAGGGACCCAGUGCAGUAACUGCCAAACCACGACUACCACACUCUGGCGCCGCAACGUGAAUGGAGAACCCGUAUGCAACGCCUGCGGCCUCUACUUCAAGCUGCACAAUGUGAAUCGUCCCCCCCCAAGUAAAUGCGCGAAGGACUUUAAUCCAGACUCGAAUCGUGGGUCUCUUCCUGCUGAAGUCGAAGGAAGCCGGCUAGCGGGAAAUUCUGGGGACCUGGCAAUGGCCUUAACCCCUUCCUUAGAGCUGCUGCCACCUCCCCUAACGGGAGAUGAAGCUGCUGCCCUCUAUGCCUUCAACCCCAUGAUGCUGCCAGGACAACUGCUCCCUUUCGGACCCAACCCUCACCUCCUAGGGUCUCCCCCUGGCUUUGCUCCCCAGUCUCCUUCUGUCCCACACAACUCCUCUGGGGUUGUCUCUGCGCUGGUGUAAAGGCUUCUCUAACCGCAAACAGCUAUGUUCAGCGACUGUGGGACAGCAUCAUUAAGGCAGGAGGACUUUACUUGACGGAUAAUCUUUGGGAUCAGACACAUGAACGGCACGCAGUCCAGAUUCCCUCCGCUUAUCAGAGAAGAGAGAGAUCUUCACGCAGUUAAGGCUAGUAAAACUGUUCCUGGAUUGAACCGCUUCCAGUGGUGGAGGAGGGGGAAGUCACAUGGCUGAAUUCUUCCCCAUGGAAGGAAGAAAUCCCUCUCCCUAUAAAACUGGUAUGUUAUGGGAAAGGCCAGGAUAGAGGUUUGUUCCUGACAUUUAAUUUUUUUAUCAGCUGGGAGAUCACACCUCUCUUGUAGGAAGUAGCACAGUCCAGGAACAUCUUUGCCAUCACCUGUGAACGGGUGCACGGACAAAAGCAAGCGAUCCAUCUAGCUGCCUGUAUACACUUGUAUAUCCAGCUUCAUAUGCUCCCCUUUCCCUAAACCCCCCCUUCACAGAAUAGGACCAGCAGGUGUCCUAUUCUGCAGAGCUGCGUGUCCAUUCCCAUGAGAACUCUUGGAGAUGUGAAGCUGGGUAGAGCCUUCGAGGCUUGCUUUUCCAGUCCAGGCUCUUCUUUAAGACUUCGGCCCUUUCCGCCCAGAUCCCCUAAAACAUUUGUAAAAUGUUUCAACCCCCCCCCCCUUUUGUUCAGACUCACCCUCUUGAAAUAAUUGCUGGCUGCCAUUUUCUAUUUGGCCCUGUUUUUUCCCCAGUGUGCAGACAAAGCAGUGCUUCUGUGCUUCACAACCUCCUGCUGCAGUUCCCAGAGUCUUCUGAAGUUGAUGCUGGGAAGAUUCCGCCCCCCGCCCCCCAAUCUCAAAAAUGCUCUGGAAUUGCUCCAAAAAGAGGGCAAAGGGCUUCUGCAGGCAAGAACUCAAAAUGGCGUCGUAAGGGACAGCAUACAAAUGAAGACUUUUAAAAAAUGUUUCAUCCAAAAAAAUUGCUAGACAGGAGGAUGCAUAUAAAAUGUUUUGAGGCUACAACUGAAACAUUUCUGGGGGGGAAUGCAGAAUUCCUUGGACGAAAUGAGCAAAUAAACAGGCGAGGGCGAACAGAGAGUGAGUUCAAGAAAAUGGUGCUGGUGAGGAAGUUCAGGGAAGACAGAGAGGUAUGGAAAACGUUUUAAAGAAUAUGCACAGCAGGGAAGCCAUUUUGAAAACGUUUCAGCCUCAAUAAUUGUUUUAAAAAGGGAUUUAUUUAAAACUUUUUGAGGCAGGAAAUAAAAUGUUUCGGGAACCAAAGGCAGUGAAAACAAUG